Leptosia nina is the source of this 1446-nucleotide messenger RNA. Lineage: Eukaryota; Metazoa; Arthropoda; Insecta; Lepidoptera; Pieridae. The record is from the annotation of a GenBank genome assembly.
AUGUCAGCAGGCUUUCACGGCCUGCUGUCGCGAGGAGAUCUAGUAGAUGUAACUCUAGCUGCCGAAGGCAGAUUACUUCAAGCACAUAAAUUAGUUUUAUCAGUAUGUUCGCCGUAUUUCCAAGAAAUGUUCAAAAUGAAUCCUACUCAACAUCCCAUAGUAUUUUUAAAAGAUGUUAGUCAUUCGGCUUUAAGAGACUUAUUACAGUUUAUGUAUCAAGGUGAAGUUAAUGUUAAACAAGAAGAAUUAGCUACAUUUAUUAGUACCGCGGAACAACUUCAAGUGAAAGGUUUAACCGGUAAUCAAAAUGAAGAAAGUUCCACGCCAUCCAAACCAAAGCCGACUUCAAGGCCAGGCCCGAGGUCGUCACAACAAAGGCAAUCUGUUAUGACUAAGUUAGAGACUGAUUUAGAAACUAAGACCACAACUCCAGUAGCUAUUAAGAGAACAAAUAGGCCGUCGAUAGCAUCAAAUAACUCUUCAUCAUCUCAAAGUGGACCAGCGAAACGGAAAUGUAUCGAUCCUUUGGAAGCCGGGCCUUCUGGCUCGACGAAAGACGAAUUUGUGACGAUACCGGACGAAGAAGAUAACAACGCUGUUGCACCCAAAAUGGAACCUGAAUUUGUAAACGAAAGCUUGUGGGACGAAGAUGAAGAUGGCACUAACAAUGACGAAACGAAUUUCGGCGAGGAUGAUUCGAAUAUGGACAUGUCUGGUUUUGAUGGCUCUGCCACUGGUGACGGUACUAUCUCAGCGGGUGGGGAGGGUGGUGCCGUUGGCGAUGCACAAGAAUUGUUUCAUGAUAUUGGAGCGCUAUUACAUGUCUCAUGUACUGAGUAUUUACCAUCAAAAAAGCAAUUGCCAUCCUUACUAGAAUCAGUUGAACAUCUUGAAGACGAAAACAUAGCUUCUGUACAAUUGGGUGAACCUCAGAAGGUCGUGAGACGACGUAAACGUGAGCCAACGAAAUGGAAGAAGGUUAUACGUAAAGAAAACAGAGUUAAAGGUAAACAAUAUAUAAAUACCAAAGGCAAUGUAGUACGCCAGAAAGAAAUGGAUGAGCAUCAGCCGUGUUCCUGUGUAGCAAAAUGCCACAAGAAAAUAAGCCCUGCUCAACAAAGAGAGUUAUUUCAGAAAUUUUAUGAUCUUGGAACAUUUGAUGCACAAACAUCAUAUCUUUUUUCUUUAGUUCAUGUUGCGCCAAAAUUUAGAACAUCGAUCAGUCAAAUGGAUUCUUCAAUAUCUCGGCGUUUUAAUACUAGGGUAUAUCAAGUUGAAAAUUCCGAUGGUGGAACAACAAAAGUGUGUAAAGAAUUUUUCAAGAAAAUUUUUCAAGUUAGUGAUGGCAGAAUCACUAGAUUGCUCAGGAAUAAACUGUCUGUUUCCACUCCACCACAAGAUCAAAGAGGAAGACGCACACCAAAAAAGAAAACGAAUAACGAGUAA